AUGACAGACCCGAAGGACGUAGCUCUCAUUCUCGAGAAGCUGAAGCUCUACAUCGGACACCCCAACCCAGGACAACCAUUCGCCGACAUCUUCCCAAUAUUCCGGGACCCAGCCGUGACCGAGAUCGUAAUCUCGCACCUCGUAAAGCACAUCCAGGAAACUCACGACCUGACCAAGAUUUCCGCAAUCGUGUGUCUCGAAGCUCGUGGCUUCUUCUUCGGUCCUCUAAUUGCAUCCCGUCUUUCGCUUCCGGUUGUCCCGGUCCGGAAGAAGGGGAAGCUGCCAGGGGCUGUGGUUUCCGUUACCUAUGAUAAGGAUUAUGGACCUGAUAGUUUUGAGAUGAAAGACGAUGCUUUCGAGGGUAUUGAGAAAGAGGGAAAGCAAGUACUUUUGGUUGAUGAUUUACUUGGGAUGGGCGGGAGUGUGAUGGCAGCAAAGGGAUUGGUUGAGAAAUUAGGGCAAAGCGUUGCAGAACUAGUUUUCAUUUUCGACGUCGACAUUCCAAUUUAUGCAGAGGCAGUCAAGAAGAAUUUGGGGGACGCGAAGAGGUAUGCCAUGGUCACUUUGACUACGACGAAUAUGGGUGCGCCUAUUUCCUUAGGCUGAGGACUUGACUUCAUGACGGACAUUUUGAUUUUCCAAUAUACCUAUAUCCACGAUAGACUCUGACGGCAAUGCUAUGGUAUCAUAGGUAUAUUACUGAAGCAUAGCAUCUAGACUCUCUCCUAACACACUCUCAAUCUUUACAAUCCAUCGAUGUGUCUCUUUCUCCACCACAUCAUCGUCAUCUUCCUGCAGUUCGCUGAUG
This is a messenger RNA of Mollisia scopiformis, 808 nucleotides long. RefSeq names its product PRTase-like protein. The coding region runs from base 1 to 606 and encodes 201 amino acids. Gene Ontology annotation, biological process: AMP salvage; adenine salvage. Gene Ontology annotation, cellular component: cytoplasm. Gene Ontology annotation, molecular function: adenine binding; AMP binding; adenine phosphoribosyltransferase activity. The transcript is spliced from 2 exons. The record is from RefSeq and is a predicted model, not a curated record. Lineage: Eukaryota; Fungi; Ascomycota; Leotiomycetes; Helotiales; Mollisiaceae.